Messenger RNA from Peniophora sp. CBMAI 1063, 1707 nucleotides. NCBI's taxonomy places the organism in Eukaryota, Fungi, Basidiomycota, Agaricomycetes, Russulales, Peniophoraceae. The record is from the annotation of a GenBank genome assembly.
AUGGUCUCGUCUCCCCGACGCUCUUUGAAACCCGCGGCGACUGGCUCGCCGCACCACACCACCAAACCCAGCGAACGCGAGCGACUCGAGGCCGAGCUUGCGGCCAAGAAAGGAGGUUCCGCGAACGGCAAGAAGGGACGGUCCUCCCUGUCAUCGGCCACCAAGGACCGCGACGUCGCCGGGCGCAAGGUCAAUACUGGACCGAAGGCCUCGAAGAAGAAGGAGAGAGCGCAAACCCGGUACACCGUCGCUUGGGCGAAGCACAGGAUCAUCACGGACAAGAUCGUCCGCGAGCUGCAUAACCGCCCGAAUGCGCGUGUUGCCUUCGGCCUUGAUAAGGGCGACAACGGGGAAAAGGUUACCUCGAGCGGCGGGAAGAAUCAGAAGGACUUCGCGCGCGAGAUCGCGCGGAAGGCGUUCGAGGAUACCCAGUAUGCUGAGUAUCCCCCGCACAAGCUGGAGACCCUUGUCAUCGGUCGCAUCAAGUGGCAAGUCUCUCCCUUCACCCGAUUAACUCGUCGAGUAUCUCAUUCUGUGACUUCUAGGCUGAAGACUCAGUAUGCCUUUCAUCGCAAGGAACUCAGUGAGACGGGCCACGGCCUCGUCGAAGCUGAUCAGGAGCACAAGAUUCGGUCGGGGUCGAAGAUCGAAAAUGCGUGGAAUAAAAUAAGCGCCACCUUUCCCUGGUUCAAGGACAUGAUUCGUAUGAUGGCACGGAGCCCCAGCUUGAAGACAAAAGCUGUCGGUAAUAGCCAGUCGGUGGCCGACCUCUCCGUGCUCACCAAAAAGUCUAACACCCAGGAGAUCGAGUCUUCUGAGUCGUCGUCAUCAUCAGACGAGGAUUCCGAGGAGGAAGUCCCUCAGUCUACGAUUGACGUGGACAAGAACAACAACGAUAACCCGUUCGUAGUUGACGACAACAAGGCUGGACGUAGUCCCACGCCCCAUUCCGCCCAGCAUUCGCCGACACAACCUGCAACUCCGGCACAGGUUUCCUCUCCGGCUCCGGUCCGCUCAUUCCCGAGUUCGCCUACGAACUGGGACCUGGGUAGCUCCCCUGCUGCUUCUGGUGCCAUGCAUGGUUACUCGCCCAUGGUCCGCCAUCCCUCCCUCGAGUACGACGAUGACGGCAACAUCAAACUUCCUGCGACGCCCAAAACCGCACGUACUCGCCACACAUCAACAUCUCCUCAGACACGCCGUCGGCCGAACUUAUUCGGCGACAAGUCUCCAUCACCUAUGCGUCGCAAACAGCAGGCACCCCUUGCCCCGCCAUCGGGAAAGCGCCAGCAAUUUAUUUCAGAUGUCCAGGAUACCAUCCGUGCGAACAACGAACUGGAGAUCAGGCGCUCACGUCAUCGUAAUGAGCGCAAGGCGGCGAAAUCGGCGGCUAAGGAGCGCCGUAAGCUUGAGAAAGAGAAGCUCCGUCUCCAGAAUGAGCUCGAACGUGCUCGUAUGGCGUCUCAGCAACAAGCAGCUGAUCGUCUUAUGCACGCCGAGCAGGCUGAAGCUCAGCGCCAGCAUGAGGUUCGCAUGAUGCAGGAACAAAUACGUCUCGAAACUCUUCGCCAUGCUGGUGGUUCGCAGACCCUAGCAAGCUCUUUCCCGUCGUCGUCGUCGUCCGUGUUUCGCCCAUUCCCCUCGCACCAUAAUAGUUACGCAGGCCCUUCAGGAGACCCAUUUGCCGUAGAUCCAGCCCUCCAGUAA